Molecule: messenger RNA, 1205 nt
Organism: Annulohypoxylon truncatum
Lineage: Eukaryota; Fungi; Ascomycota; Sordariomycetes; Xylariales; Hypoxylaceae
Exons: 1
Coding region: 167-988 (273 amino acids)
Source: RefSeq, a predicted model, not a curated record
GUUACCUGUUACCUAAAUGAGCAACACAAGCAUCUUCCGCCAUUGUUUGCACCUCCGCUUUGCUGUAUAGUGAUUACAAUCAUCCUCGAAAUCCGUCGAUGACUAGUAACGUGUGUUACAUAACUCCCUUAUCAUAACAUCGAUCCGAUUUGUCGAGACCAAAAACAUGAAGCCGGUAGAAAUGGCCGAUGUCUCCCGCGGUGUCUUCACCAAAGACAGUCUGCUCCUGCUCAAUAUCAGCAGGGCAGGUCCCCGCUAUGUGAGACAGCUCUUUGCCCGCAACAACACCAGUAUUCGGAGCAAGGGCGGUAUAAGCUUGCCUAACGAGAUAUGGUUCAUCAUCUUCGAGUUCACGCGUUCGGAUAUAGACGAUGAGUUCUGCCUGGUAAAGGUCAAUACUGUAUCGGCAUCGCCUGACACAGUGGUUCUUCGCUGUUAUCUACACGAGUUCGACUAUCCCGAAGACGAGGAGUUACAAGAUAGCCUCACAGACCGGCAGAAAGUGCUGGACUUCGAGCGUUAUCUAGCUUGUGCAACACCAUCUGUAGCCAAGGGUCUCAGAAACAAACCACCUGGGUUAUCCCGGCUCUCCGGUCCGCAAAAUACUUUCGAUGUUGUCCUAGAUGCCAGGUCAAAAACCUCCUGCCUCUAUAAAUGUAUUGACGUCCCCGAUAUUAUCAGCAAGAUUGAAGGCGGUUGGUGCCGGAUUUGCCGCAGCGAGAGGACCGUCUGUCCAGGAUGCACCGGAGGAGUUACCGAAAGGUUUGACGUUUUCAUGGGCUGUGGUGUGGAGCUUGCCUGUCCGCUCUGUAUGGGCACGGAAUUUUCCCUCGACCACAAAUAUUUUCUAGACACAUACUACCUAGUCACGCCACCUGAAUCGGAGGCGGAAGAGUGGAAGGACAACAUGCAUGAUCGACUGGAGGAACUGGGUUAUAUUGAUUCAGAUUUUAGCCAGACAAAGAGCCCUACCUCCGACUCACAAUAGUUCCGAUUUUUGGCUACGAAUAAAACGGCUGCACUACUUGUUCUAAUAAGUUUCUUGGAUACCAUCACCUGUUAUGUGGAUCUCCAGCUCCGCUCUUGCCUAGGGGGUUAUUCUGGAUAUCCUAUGCGUCGUCGAUACGUGUCGGGUGAAGUCAGUUAGUUUAGCUCUAGAUAGAUCACGCCCUUUUGGACAUUAACACGCUCAUUUAGUACUACCG